CAAAUGUAUCGCAGGGCAAAUUGACAAUGGAUUUCACUUUCAGGCGGCACCUACCGUAUUGCUGUCCCAUAUUAGGUAGGUAGCCGGUUGCAUUUCUCUUUUUUUUCAACUCAACCCUCUUCUUGAAGAUGGCGCAGUCAAUGUACAAGGUUCCCCUAAAUGUCGCAAUUGCUGCUAUCGUUGUCACAAUAUUUUAUGGUCCAGGGUGGGGAGAAUUGAGCCGCACGGUUCCCGCUUGGUUUGAAGAGCACACACCAGCCCCAUUGCUAAAGGCUGUGCAAGGAGAGGCAGACGCCCUGUAUUGGAACGCCACCAUUUGGACAGCGGAUCCAAAUAGGCCGUGGGCUGAGGCGAUAGCGGUGAAGGACAAGCAGAUACUGAAAGCAGGGACUUUUGCCACCACCAGCAAACUCGCUGGUGCGCAAACACUGGAGGUGGACUUGAAGGGCGCUUUUGUGGCGCCAGGCUUCAUCGACUCGCACGUGCACUUUAUCCAAGGGGGACUGCAGCUCUUACGGCUUGACUUCACAGGCGUGAAAGACAGGGCUGGCUUUCAGCGGGUGGUGUCAAGAGGCGCAGAAAACAAGCGGGAAGGGGAAUGGAUUCUCGGAGGAGGCUGGGAUCACGAGCUCUGGGGAGGCGAGCUGCCGGACAUGCGGUGGAUCGACGAUGUGGCGCCAGAGAGUCCGGUCUGGCUAACCCGCUUAGACGGCCACAUGGGGCUGGCGAACCGCCUCGCACUGGAAAAAGCCGGCAUAGACGGGGACACUCCAGAUCCUGAGGGGGGUGCGAUCGUCAGGAGUCCCGACGGCGCUCCGACCGGCCUGCUGAAAGACUCGGCCAUAUAUCUGCUGUCUCCGGUGACCCCCCCCCCAAGCCUGCAAGACAAGCGCGAGGCGCUGAAGCGCGCGUGCCGGCACGCGAACAAGAAUGGGAUCACGGGGGUGCACGACUUUGGCAACUUUGGCCCUGGGAGCACCACAGAGGAGGUCUGGGCGGAUCUAGAAGAUGUGUACCUGCCCGCUGCUGCCGUUGGUGACAUGACGGUGCGCGUGUAUGCGUUCACACCAUUGGAGACGCAUGAGAGGCUGGCGCAGAAGAUCAAGGAGAAGGGGAAAAAGCUCAGCCCCUGGCUGCACAUAGGAGGUGUCAAGGCUUUUGCGGACGGCUCCCUUGGUUCCUCGACGGCGCUGUUCCACGAGACAUAUGCUGACGAUCCCACCAACUACGGCCUGGCUGUCGCGCCAGAGGAUUGGCUAUUACGGAACGUCGUUGCCGCUGACGCUGCAAAGCUGCAGGUGGCAGUGCACGCGAUCGGGGACGCUGCCAAUGACCGGGUGCUGAGAGCGUACCGACAGGCGAGAGCGACGAACGGCUUGAGGGACCACCGGCACCGAAUCGAGCACGCGCAGCACCUGUCUCCCGAAGCCCCCGACCUCUUCCAAAAGUACCGGGUCACCGCCUCCAUGCAGCCGCACCACUUGAUUGACGACGCUGGCUACGUGGAGAAACGCCUCGGAACGGAACGCGCAUCCAAGUCGUCGUACCUUUUCAAAACCCUGCUCGGAAAGGGCGUCCCCCUAAUCCUGGGCUCUGACUGGACGGUCACCCCGCUGGACGCUCUGGACGGCAUCCACGCGGCCACUCACAGGACGCCACGUGGCGCUUCAGCUGAGACGCGGCCGUGGCUGCCAGAGCAGAGACUUAGCGCUGAGGAGGCAAUGAUUGGUUAUACGAGCGCAGCGGCACGUGCCUCUUUCUGGGAAGACGAAGUGGGGUCUUUGGAAGUCGGAAAGCUGGCCGACUUUGUCGUGCUGGAUAGGAAUCCGUUGGAAGCCUUUGACGAGCUGCCUAGGGUGCUGCAAACGUUCGUCGGAGGGACGAGGGUCUAUGUGGCUGAUUGAUGCGGGAUCAGAUGUGCCAAUUGUUCUGCACGCGUAUGCCACUGCAAGAGUUUUGUGAUUGUAGGUGCCUGUUCUCUAAGCGCGUUCCGUCAAGUUCGUCGUUCUGGUAAAUAAAUGGCAUUGUGACGGCUCUUAUGACCGGACCGGAGGUCACGCAAGAUAUCGGCCAAAAUACGGGCAGCCGGCGGG
Molecule: messenger RNA, 2093 nt
Organism: Klebsormidium nitens
Lineage: Eukaryota; Viridiplantae; Streptophyta; Klebsormidiophyceae; Klebsormidiales; Klebsormidiaceae
Source: the annotation of a GenBank genome assembly